Messenger RNA from Brassica oleracea var. oleracea, 1286 nucleotides. RefSeq names its product mitochondrial dicarboxylate/tricarboxylate transporter DTC-like. The transcript is spliced from 6 exons. Gene Ontology annotation, molecular function: oxoglutarate:malate antiporter activity. Gene Ontology annotation, biological process: transmembrane transport. The record is from RefSeq and is a predicted model, not a curated record. Lineage: Eukaryota; Viridiplantae; Streptophyta; Magnoliopsida; Brassicales; Brassicaceae. The coding region runs from base 131 to 1030 and encodes 299 amino acids.
GAUAAUAUAAAAGCACGUAAAGCUUUACUUGCUUCCUUUCCUCUCCACCCAAGUGAGUUUCUCUUUCUCUCUCUGCGCGGAAUCUCUCUUCUCCUAGUUUCGCAGUUUCUAUCCCCCAAAAGAAGAGGAGAUGGCGGAAGAGAAAAAAGUAGCUCCGAUUGGUGUCUGGAAUACCGUGAAGCCCUUCGUCAAUGGCGGUACCUCCGGUAUGCUCGCCACUUGCGUUAUCCAGCCGAUCGACAUGAUCAAGGUGAGGAUUCAACUAGGUCAGGGAUCUGCAGUCAGUGUGACCAAGAACAUGUUGAAGAAUGAUGGUAUUGGUGCUUUCUACAAGGGAUUGUCUGCUGGUUUGCUAAGGCAAGCAACUUACACCACAGCCCGUCUUGGAUCCUUCAAGAUGCUGACUGCAAAAGCAAUUGAGGCUAACGAUGGGAAGCCGCUACCUCUGUACCAGAAGGCUCUAUGUGGUCUGACAGCUGGUGCAAUCGGUGCUUGCGUUGGUAGUCCAGCUGACUUGGCGCUUAUCAGAAUGCAAGCUGAUAACACCUUGCCGUUAGCUCAGCGCAGGAACUAUACCAAUGCUUUCCAUGCGCUUUACCGUAUUAGCGCUGAUGAAGGAGUUUUGGCACUUUGGAAAGGUUGUGGUCCUACUGUGGUCAGAGCUAUGGCUUUGAACAUGGGAAUGCUUGCUUCUUAUGAUCAGAGUGCUGAAUACAUGAGAGAUAAUCUUGGUCUUGGGGAGACUUCCACAGUCGUAGGAGCAAGUGCUGUUUCAGGAUUCUGUGCUGCGGCGUGCAGUCUUCCAUUUGACUUUGUUAAAACUCAGAUCCAGAAAAUGCAACCGGACGCUCAGGGUAAAUAUCCAUACACGGGUUCGCUCGACUGUGCCAUGCAGACCUUAAAAUCAGGAGGACCUCUGAAAUUCUACACAGGUUUCCCUGUGUACUGCGUCAGGAUCGCGCCUCACGUCAUGAUGACAUGGAUCUUCCUAAACCAGAUUACUAAGUUCCAAAAGACCAUUGGUAUGUGAUCUUCAAGCCAUCCUUGUGAAGUGCGGAGCCAAUAAUAAGACGAGAAGAACGAAAACACAAUUGGAAUUGUGUUCAUUUACCUUUUUAACAAUAUACAUGCCUUGAAGCAUUAUUUGAGACUUGGAUAUUUUUUUUGUUCGUCGUUGAUUGGUCCGUGAGCUUUUAAAUUUUUUAAAUUUUGUUUAAGAUUUUCGGCCAUUAAGUAACUUUAAAGCUACUGAUGCAUCGAAAUAAUAUUUUUAUUUACUUGGUUAA